This is a messenger RNA of Hypoxylon trugodes, 1905 nucleotides long. RefSeq names its product MFS general substrate transporter. NCBI's taxonomy places the organism in Eukaryota, Fungi, Ascomycota, Sordariomycetes, Xylariales, Hypoxylaceae. Gene Ontology annotation, cellular component: membrane. Gene Ontology annotation, biological process: transmembrane transport. The coding region runs from base 124 to 1677 and encodes 517 amino acids. The record is from RefSeq and is a predicted model, not a curated record. Gene Ontology annotation, molecular function: transmembrane transporter activity. The transcript is spliced from 8 exons.
ACGCUCAGCAGCUAUAAGUGUUCAUUCCCAUGGCGCGGUCCCCCCGUCCUGCUAAAAAAGAGUCGGCCCUUUCACUCGCCAAACACCCAACGUCCACAUAGCGUGGGAACAGCUCCGAUCAUCAUGGCGUCUAGCAAUAAGGUUCUAGAUUCUAAUCCGUCUGAUGUCGAGCAUCAUGAAUUCAAUGGCGGAAAAGAAUCUUAUAAUGAGAUUGAUCGAAUUGAUGCCCUUGCUACGGCAGCUGGGACCACGCUUGAGUCCUUUGCCGAUCUAGAUGAGAAAAAAAUACUAAGAAAGAUGGAUAUACGACUAAUACCAAUGCUUGCAAUUCUGUAUUUAUUGUCCUUCCUGGACAGAGGAAACAUCGGUAACGCCAAGAUCGAAGGUCUGCAAGAAGACCUGGGGAUGAGCCCCGAUGAAUAUAAUUGGUGCUUGACGGCGUUCUUCUUUACAUAUGCGGCAUUCGAAGUCCCAAGCAAUUUACUAUUAAAGAGAUUACGUCCAUCUAGGUGGAUCCCUCUUAUCAUGGUCGCGUGGGGGUCCGUAAUGACAUUGAUGGGCUUAGUUAAGAGUUUCCAGGGCCUGCUCGUUGCUAGAUUGUUUCUUGGCGUAACUGAAGCAGGCUUGUAUCCCGGAUGCGCUUACUAUCUUACUAUGUGGUACUGUCGACACGAGAUUCAAUUUCGCCAGGCUAUGUUCUUCUCGGCCGCAUCAAUAGCUGGGGCUUUCAGUGGGCUUCUAGCUUUUGCGAUUGCGAAAAUGGAUGGCAUUGGGAAUUUAGAAGGUUGGCGUUGGAUUUUCAUCCUCGAGGGGCUUGCGACAGUUGUCGCCGCACUCAUCGCAUUCUUCGUGUUAUACGACUUCCCUGAAACCGCUACUUUUCUUACCGAAAAGGAACGAGAAUUCGUCGUGUUCCGUCUUAAGUACCAGGGGCAGAUUCAAGGGGAAAAAAAGACCGCGACACAAGUGGCUCAAGCAGAUGAGUUUGACUGGAGAUAUGUUUUGGCGGCCUUUAAAGACUGGCAGGUUUGGGUAAACCUCGUCGUCUACUGGGGUGUCGUGUGUCCACUUUAUGGCAUUAGCCUCUUCCUCCCUACCAUUAUCAAAAACUUAGGAUACUCGUCAAGCACAGCCCAGCUCAUGACUGUGCCAAUUUACAUUACGGCUGCGAUUCUAGCCGUCGUUUUUGCGUUUAUAUCCGAUCGUGUGGGAAAGCGCAGUCCGUUCGUCAUUUCGUUCUUCAUCAUGAUGAUCGUCGGGUUUGCAAUGUGUAUAUCAACUUCCAACCCUCGAGUAGUAUACGGCGGCGUUUUCGUGGUAGCUUGUGCCAUAUACCCCGCCUUCCCGGGCGUUGUUACAUGGCUUUCGAAUAAUCUAGCCGGUAGUUACAAGCGCAGUGCCGGAAUGGCCAUUCAAAUUGGAAUCGGAAAUCUCGGCGGGGCUAUGGCGUCAAAUUUCUACCGUCAGAAAGACUCUCCGCGGUACAUACUUGGCCAUGCCUUAGAACUCGGAUUCCUCGGUGUGGGUCUUGUUGCCGCCUUCAUCGCUGUCCUUGGAUAUACCUUCGUCAACAAGAAGAGAGACAAGGCCAUGCUUAGGGGCCACGAGGCCAAGUUCACUGCGGAAGAACUCUCGGCGAAGGGCGACAAGGCAGUCACAUUCCGGUAUAUGAUUUAAGACACUGUUCUACAUAAGAUGAAUAUAAAACAGGCAUUUGUUCAAACGACAAAAAGAAACCCAGCCCUAUACGUGGAACAGAGGUAUUGUUUCGGGGUCACAUUCAUAACUUAAUGAAAUAACCUCCUUUUUUUAAUAACUAAAAGCCUAAGACUCGAUUUAUAACGAAGUAUGGCCCUACACAAAGAUUAAAUAGAAAUACAAUAGACUAUUUGGAGUUCCUUCGCA